GCCAUUCUCUCACUGAAAAACCAGGAACACAAUUGCCGGCAUCCGGAUAAUUUCAAGCACGAGAAUGUCUGCAGCCAGUCCCGCGGCUCACAAAUCGAAGUCGAAGACGAAAACGCGACGCAGUGCUAAAAAGCAGAACGAUGCUCCGACGCAGGAAAAUAUUAAGGCGGACGUAGCGGAGGACACCCCGCGGACCCCACCCACAGCCGAGGAGCUCGCAAGAUUGGAGGCUUUAGCCACCGUCGCCGCCGAGAAAAGCGCCCUGGAAAACGAGAGAAUGAACGACAAAGGGGUCCGGAGUCUUGCGAAGACUCUCUCCGAAUGCAAGGAGACGGCCGAUGAGAUCAAAGCUGGCGUCCAGGAGGUACUCGGGAACCGACAGACCUACGAGGCGGAAUGCAUCAAACUGGAAAAAGACAUGAGCGAGAAACUCGAAGCGCUGUCCCUGGAUGUUCAGAAAUCUGCCAAAGAAUGCACUCCGGAAGAGGCCGAAGCUGAAGUCAGAUCCUCGAUUCCGCCUUCGAUGAGCAAAGAAAAACGUUCGUCCAAGAGUGCAACACCACCACCUGUUGAGAAAGACAAAGAGCGAGCUAUCCAGGAAAAAAUAUUAGACCUCACGAAGCAGGAACCAAAGAAGCUCUCAACUGGGUCCAAAAAGAAAGGCGUGGACAGCAUUCUCAGGAGUCUGACCGAAUACGAAACAGCGGAGGAGAAGCUGAAAGCGCUGUGCGAGAUGCACUUCGAUACAUUAGAAGAGCUCAAGGAGGCCCAGAGCACGGUUGAGAAAUGGAAGAAGCAAGUCCAGGCUGGCCAAAAGGAUUGCAACCGAAUGCUAUUGGCUAGAGACAGGUUGGAAGGUCUCUGCAGAGAACUUCAAAAGCAGAACAGUGCCAUUAAAGAAGAAUCCCUGCUCCGUCGUCGGGAGGAAGACGAAAAACGGAAGCAAAUUGCCGGGAAAUUCCAAACCACGCUAACAGACAUCUCGGAACUCAUGGCCGACACCCAGGAAACCUCAUCGAAGCUCAGGGAGGACAACGCCCAACUCGCCAAUAAACUGCGGACCCUUGUUAAUCACUACGAGAACUGGGAAAAGCACAUGUCGCACAUGCUGAAGCAGAAGUCAAUCGAGAUAGAGCUCGCGAAUGCGAAGCUCCGGGAGAGCCUACUUCACCGGGAGAAGGACUCCAAGGAGGGAGAAACGUCCCAGGUCAUUAUGGAAACGACGAUCAAACAGCUUCAGCAGCAGCUGGAGGCCUCUCUGAGGAAUGAGAUUGGACUCCGCGAACAGCUCAAAAUCCACAAUGAGAAGUACGAGGAAUUUCAGGAAGCUGUCUCAAAGAGUAACAAGAUGUUCUCGGACUUCAAGGGAGAGAUCGACGCGAUGUCGAAACAGACGCGCCGGUUCGAGAAGGAAGCUCUGCAUUGGAAGCAACGAUGGACCGAAUCGAACGUCGCAACGGCACGAGUCCUUCAGGAGAAGACCAAAAGUGAUCUCAGAGUCGAAACCCUCACGAGACUCUGUCGGUCGCUGCAAGAGAAGCUCAAGUUGAAUGGUGCUGUUGUCGCGGGAAUGGAAUCAGAUUUCGCCUCGAAAGUCAUCACGGAAGAGAAAGCCAAGCUCGAAGCCGAGCUCGAACAGAAGAAGGCCGACAUCGAAGCGCAGAAGAAAGCCAUUCAAGAAAAGCAGAAAGAAAUGCAGCUAGAAAUGUUGGCCGAGGACCUGAAAGCGAAAGCCAUCGAGAAGGAGAUCGCCAAAAUCCAGGAAGAAGCCGCUGCCGGUGACGGAGCUCAAACGCAGGCGGUCCACGAGAACCCACAGCAAGAGACCGCCGAGGAGUCAUCGAGUCCGAAAGCCGAAUCCAUCGAGCCAGUGAAAGUUGGCGCGAAGAAAAAGAGCAAGAAGUGAAGGACUCCGGAGUCUAGUCGAAUGUCCCGUUGGAGCUUCGAGCUUAUGAGAUCGAGAGCCCCUGAGAAACCAGGGAACAUUCAAUCUUGUUCGAUGACUGAAAGCCUCAUGGCCACACAGAUGAUUCGCGUCUCUGGGGCACGAGGAUUUUCAUAGGCAUUCGAUCCUUCUAAUGAGCAUUGUUUGAAUCUCUCUCAUUUUAUAUAGCCUGAAACAAUCAUUGGUAUGGAAAACUACGGGCCCGUUAGUAAGGCUGAUCCGGGGCGGUCGCCUUUCAAACGACUAUCAUCGGAGCGCGGAAUCAGCCCAACCAUGGGGAUAGAUCUCCAUUCUGAAGAUCAGAAGAACAAGCGGGUAUGAACAACAUGAGUUAGCGCGAAUCACGUGCGAAAAUGUGUGACCAUCCGAAGGGAGUCGUUGCGAAUGUGCGU
This is a messenger RNA of Galendromus occidentalis (western predatory mite), 2337 nucleotides long. RefSeq names its product alpha-taxilin. The record is from RefSeq and is a predicted model, not a curated record. Bases 65 to 1906 code for a protein of 613 amino acids. Gene Ontology annotation, molecular function: syntaxin binding. NCBI's taxonomy places the organism in Eukaryota, Metazoa, Arthropoda, Arachnida, Mesostigmata, Phytoseiidae. The transcript has 10 exons.